Poecile atricapillus (Black-capped chickadee) is the source of this 15087-nucleotide messenger RNA. RefSeq names its product very low density lipoprotein receptor (gene VLDLR). The coding region runs from base 153 to 2915 and encodes 920 amino acids. Lineage: Eukaryota; Metazoa; Chordata; Aves; Passeriformes; Paridae. The transcript is spliced from 19 exons. The record is from RefSeq and is a predicted model, not a curated record. Gene Ontology annotation, molecular function: protein binding; calcium ion binding.
GCCGCAGGUGCCGCGGAGGAGGUAGCGGGGGCGGGCGGCGCUGGCGGGAGCCAACCGGGGCCCGUCGCGGCGCCGUGAGUCACCAGCGGGCGCGCAGGGCGGCCGGGCGGCUGCUAUAAGAGCGCCGCGGGGACGGCCUUCCCCCCUCGUGCAUGUCUCCGGCUGCCGCCUCUGCUCCUCGGCUCUCCGCCCGCAGCUCCUGCCUGCCCGCGCACCCCGUCCCCGGCGCGGCGAUGUGGCUGGACCGGCAGCACGGAGACCCGAGCGCCUCAGCCGACAGACGCAGCGCGGGGCGGCGGGCGGUCCCCCGCUGCUGGGCGCUGCUGCUGCUGCUCGCCCUCGGCUGCCUGCGCGCCGCCGCCGACGGUGCAAGAGCAAAAUGUGAAGAAUCCCAGUUUGCAUGUGGUAAUGGACGUUGUAUUCCUCAAAUCUGGAAAUGUGAUGGUGAUGAAGACUGUUCAGAUGGCAGUGAUGAAAGUGCUUGUGUGAAGAAGACGUGUGCCGAAUCUGAUUUUGUGUGCCUCAGUGGUCAGUGUGUGCCUAACAGAUGGCAGUGUGAUGGGGAUCCGGACUGUGAGGAUGGGUCUGAUGAGAGUUCCGAACUGUGCCAUACGAGAACAUGCCGGGUAAAUGAAAUCAGCUGUGGUCCUCAGUCAACUCAGUGUAUCCCUGUGUCCUGGAAAUGUGAUGGUGAAAAAGACUGUGACAGUGAAGAAGAUGAACAGAAUUGUGGCAAUGUGACUUGUAGUCCAGCAGACUUCACAUGCAGCAGUGGGCAAUGUAUUUCCAAGAGCUUUGUCUGCAAUGGUCAAGAUGACUGCAGUGAUGGUAGUGAUGAGCUGGAGUGUGCACCUCCUACCUGUGGAGUUCAUGAGUUCCAAUGCAAGAGCUCGACCUGCAUCCCACUCAGCUGGGUGUGUGAUGAUGAUGCUGACUGCUCUGACCGCUCAGAUGAGUCUCUAGAGCAAUGUGGCCGUCAGCCUGCACCUUCUGUGAAGUGCUCUGCCAGUGAGGUACAGUGUGGCUCAGGUGAAUGUAUCCACAAAAAGUGGCGCUGUGAUGGAGAUCCUGACUGCAAGGAUGGAAGUGAUGAAAUCAACUGCCCUUCUCGGACCUGCAGACCAGACCAGUUCAGAUGUGAAGAUGGAAACUGCAUCCAUGGGAGUAGGCAGUGCAAUGGUGUGAGAGAUUGUCUCGAUGGCACAGAUGAAGCAAAUUGUAACAAUGUUAUUCAGUGCGCUGGACCUGGCAAAUUCAAGUGCAGAAGUGGAGAAUGCAUAGAUAUCAAUAAAGUGUGUAACCAGCAGAGAGACUGCAAGGACUGGAGUGAUGAGCCCCUCAAGGAGUGUAAUGUAAAUGAAUGUCUGGUGAACAAUGGUGGAUGCUCUCAUAUCUGCAGAGAUCUCAUUAUUGGCUAUGAAUGUGACUGUCCAGCUGGGUUUGAGCUUUUGGACAGGAGAACCUGUGGAGACAUUGAUGAAUGUCAGAACCCUGGUAUCUGUAGUCAGAUCUGUAUCAACCUGAAAGGGGGCUAUAAAUGUGAAUGUAGCCGUGGCUAUCAGAUGGAUCUUGCUACUGGGGUGUGCAAGGCAGUUGGGAAAGAGCCAAGUCUAAUUUUCACCAACCGCCGGGACAUCAGGAAGAUUGGCCUUGAGAGAAAAGAAUACAUUCAGCUUGUAGAACAGCUAAGAAACUCUAUAGCUCUAGAUGCUGAUAUUGCUGAGCAAAAACUUUACUGGGCAGACUUCAGCCAAAAAGCAAUCUUCAGUGCUUCUAUUGAUACCCGUGAUAAAGUUGGAACUCACAUCAGAAUCCUGGACAACAUACACAGCCCUGCAGGAAUUGCUGUUGACUGGGUUUAUAAGAACAUCUACUGGUCUGACUCAACUGCCAAGACCAUUUCAGUGGCUACCCUAGAUGGCACAAAAAGAAAGGUUUUGUUUCUCUCUGAGCUGAGAGAGCCAGCUUCUAUUGCUGUAGAUCCUAUCUCUGGCUUUAUGUACUGGUCAGACUGGGGUGAGCCAGCAAAAAUUGAAAAAGCAGGAAUGAAUGGAUUUGACAGACAGCAGCUUGUGACAACAGAAAUCCAAUGGCCUAAUGGAAUUGCUCUAGAUCUUGUAAAAAGCCGCCUGUACUGGCUUGAUUCUAAAUUGCACAUGCUGUCAAGUGUGGACUUGAAUGGCCAGGAUCGUAGAAUUGUGCUGAAAUCACAUAUGUUCCUUCCUCAUCCUCUUGCUCUAACCAUCUUUGAGGACCGUGUGUACUGGAUUGACGGAGAGAAUGAGGCAGUCUAUGGUGCCAACAAAUUUACUGGAACCGAGUUGAUCACCCUAGUGAACAACCUCAAUGAUGCACAGGACAUCAUUGUGUAUCAUGAACUUGUUCAGCCUUCAGGUAGGAACUGGUGUGAAGAGAACAUGGCAAAUGGAGGGUGUAGCUACCUGUGCCUUCCUGCUCCUCAGAUAAAUGAACAUUCUCCAAAGUACACGUGUGCAUGUCCUGCUGGGUACUUCUUGCAGGAGGAUGGUCUGAGAUGUACAGUUUCAGGUACUGGAACAACUGUGGCUUACACUGAGGCUAAAGAUACCAGCACAACAGAAAAAUCUCCAACUGUUGGACUAGUUCCUGGAGGAUUCAACACUAGUGGUACAACCUCUGAAGUAGCUGCAGCUGGAAGAACAUCAGCAGCUUGGAUCAUUCUUCCUGCUGUAUUGCUGAUGAUGGCUGCAGCAGCUGGCUACUUCAUGUGGCGUAACUGGCAGCACAAGAACAUGAAAAGUAUGAAUUUUGAUAAUCCAGUCUACCUAAAAACUACAGAAGAGGACCUCACAAUUGAUAUUGGAAGACACAGUGGUUCAGUAGGACACACCUACCCUGCAAUAUCUGUUGUCAGCACAGAUGAUGAUAUGGCGUGAGCACUGGAUCAGCAAUCACUUUCAGUUUACUUGUGUCUUAUGUUCUUUGGGGAUAGUAACCAGGUUUGUGGCUGAAGGACUUCCUCCGUUCUUGGAAGAAAGAAGAUACUUUCUGUAUUUAUGGAACACUUGUGUAAAUAGUUAUUUUCUACAGCUUAACAACUCUGUAAAUACCUGUCCACAACAAUUCAGCUGUUAGCGGUUACAGUUUUAUCAGUAACCCUUGGGUUGGUUAGUCAGUGACAUCACUGACCAAAUAUAAAGCACUUUCCAUAGAAAGCCAUAUUCCAGCCACAACUUGUAACACCUGUACAUAUGUCUAUAGGCCACUUGUAAAUAACUAUUGGAAAAUCACUAUCAAGCACUUUGAGAUACUUCAGAUGUAAAUUAUUGUACACACUCUUUUUCAUUGAUUGGGGCAAUGGCAAUAGGAAAAAACGGGUUACUAUGAUUGCCAAAAAUUUGUAAACAAAAGUAAUUUUAUAUGUAUGAUUGAAACAAUCUUGUCCAUUACCUCUUAGAGGCCUACAAGAAUGAAUGAUCUUUAAGAAACCACUGUAAAACUCAAAUGCAGCCAAGGGGAUAAAAAUAAAAUGAGUCAAGCAGUUGAAAUAUUGUUCUUGAUUAUUAUGUUAGCAUCGAAGUAAAAGGAUGUAUCUCCUAAGUUGAAAGCUUUAGUAGGCUGCACUACCACUGCUAGCUAGAUCAUGAAGUAUUUCUUCAGUUAUUUCAGCAGCAUUCUAGGCAGCAAAGACACUUGCCAGGUGGCAUGUUUGUUCUUGAGACUGAUAGUCUAUGCAGAGUAAUGGACAGAGUGAGUCUCCUAUCACAAGGAGAAGCUUGGCUGAUCUUCUAAGUUAGGACUGACGCUGGCUAAAAUUACUCAACUGCUACUGCAAGGUUUUGAAAGGCAGCAUUGACAGAUAUGUGAAAUGGAGAUGGGUCAGAGCAUGGUCUGACAGGUGAGUGUGGGUCCUUGCAGUGUCAGGCUGCUGGCAAUUAACUCCCCAUAACUUUUGUAGUAUGACAUGCUACUUGACUCUUGCUAGUCCUUCCCCCUUCAAGGUAAGAAAAAAUUACUUAUGGUGGGGAGGGAUGCAGUUUCAAGGGUAAGAUGUAGUUUGGAAGAAGCAAUAAUUUCUUGGUUGUGCUUUAGUGAUGGCAUGUUAAAUCAUUCUCAGUCAAUGUCUCUGAAAUAAUAAGAAUGAAAAUCAUCAAGUCAGAACUUGGAUAAGUUCCUAGGCUUGCUUCUAAUGCCUGUUUUCAUUGCAGUUACAGCUGGGGUCUGUUCUCUUAAUGGUCUUCUUGUAUUGUUGCCUCAUUUAUUAGCAGAUGAGGAUAGCUGCCAACUUGUGCAGAUUUAAAAUAAGUUGUUUCUAGCAAGUUCAACACUGUUCGGUGAGUUGAAGCUUCUAACCAUCUAUAUCUGGCAACUCUUGACUGCAGACAUUUAAGAUAUCUGGAACUCAUGUGGACUAAAUUGUGUUGCAAAGAUUAGGAUGUAAGGGGGCCUCUAAAGUUUCUGGCUAGCAAUACUGUAUCUAUUUUACCAUGUACUUUUUGGGAUAAAGUGCCUUUCAUAGCUGCCUAAUAUGUGAGGUUUGUUAGUUAUGGGGUAGAAUUCAUCUUUUUCAGUUCUAACUCUGGAUACUCUGAAGUAUUUGUGUUCAAACAUAAUUCUCAGUCAGAUGGUUGAUUGUAGAUUCACAUGGCAGCUAAUUACGGGCAAAAUGCUCUGCCUACCCAGUCUUCGUACAGAGCAGCUCUAUUUUGCUGAUGUUUGUUGCUCUUACAAGUAUCAUACCAAAUGGUGUAAGGAAAGACCAGUAAGUAAAAGACUUUUCUUCCCGAGGUUAAUAUUUAUUUGAGGUAGCAACUUAAGUCUGUUUUGGGAACCUGAGGUAUUUUUUACAGACACUGUGGGCUCUAGGAAUUGGAGUAAAGUUUUCUGACUUACUCCAAUGUGCUGAACAAAAUAUAGUGGCUUGACAAACCAAAUUUGUUCCUAUACUCUAAAGGGGACUUAACACUUUACCAGAUAAAACUCCCAUGGCUUCAUAUGACAGGAGGGAGAAGUGUGGAAUAUCAGGCAGUAGCAGGAGAUUAUAUAAGAUGGCCUGUAGUUAUUUGCAAAUGUUGUUUGGUUUUUAGUCUCACUAGGUUUAUUCUUUCCUGCCCCUCUUCAUUUCUGUAUUAUGAAAUCAUUGUGUACUUCCACAGCAGGCUUAGAGAGUGGUCAGGGAUUCCUUCUAUAAAAACUGAUCCAACCUGAAAUGACAAAUACCUUCCUCUCUUUGAACAGAAUUUUUUCCCCCUGCCAUCUGGAAGUGUUUGUUGUACUCCUCAUCAUAUGACUCCUUUGGCGUGUAGUUAAGGUGGUACAGCUGUACUGAGCACUCCUACAGCAGCACCCUGUGGCUGUGCUGGUGUCCACUAAAGGAAUUCUCAGGCAUCAUCCCUGUCUCAGCUCCUCUUCUGCAGUCUUGUGGUAUCCCAGAGCAAUGGGACAUUAAUAACCUCUUUGGUCAGAUUUUGCUGUUAAGUUGACUUUAUAUUGCUUCUGAAGAGCUUUCUGCUUAUAGAUGACUAGCUAGUAUUCAAGGUAAUGGUAUAGUUUUUGCUUCCCAGAAGAAUAUAUAAGACUUCUGGUUCUAAAUACUGUUUAUUUCUGUUUAGUAUCUGCUGGCCAGUGUAAGUGCAAAGCUAAAUUUGAAUCUGGCUUUUUCUUUCCCUUAUAAAUAUGCAAAUUUCUCUUAAUACACUCCCUCUGCUCCCACAUUUUUUGCCUCUUAUUUGAUCUGCCUUUGUUUUUAUUGCACUGUAAAUAUUUUACAUUAUUGCUCAGAGGGAAGUUAACAUAAAGGGAAUUGAUGCUGCUCAUGUGAUUUUCUUCCACUUCUGGACCUUGUUCCUCUACAGCUACCUACAAUUUUUCUUUUCCAACCCAACUUGUAUUUGCCUACGUUUCUAAUGAACGUACCUUUUUUCCAAUCAGAUCUAUCCUGAAAAAGUGAAGACGCAUUUAUCUAUUUUUAUGUAGGUGCUGAAUCUUGCUAGAUAAAAGUACAGCAACAAAGACUUAUCCUGGAAGAAAUAGUGUGGGGGUCCUCAGAUAAAGGAAAAAAGCAUACAGCUGCAGAAGCUCUCUUCACUUCACAACCGAGAUACAGGUGGAGGCCUCCCAGUACUUCCUGUAGAUAUGGCACAGCAUGUCUGUGGAGAAAUAUCUCCUGUUCCUUCUUUGAGCUGGCUCACAAUGGUGGUUGGUAUUGUCACUUACUGGAAGAAGGUGUCUGGAGAAGUCUGACUGCUAUGUUGUAAAAGCCAACUUAAUACAUUCCUGGCUUGCUGGCUUUUGCUUUUCCUCUCUUGAAAGAGCUUUGAAAUUUACCCAUAUCAAAUGAGAAGUUCUUUAGAGCAGGGGAGGGACAGACAGGCUGCGCAACCAGUUAAGCUACUGAAUAUCCAGGCUGUUAAACAUCUAAAAUAAGGACUGCCUGUGGAAAGAAUGACUGAUGGUCUUAAUUCUUCUUGCACAGCCCUGGUUGGGACAUUUCCACACCGCUGUCAAGCAAUGAAAAAUGCUUCAUAUCAUACGUGAGACUUCCCCUCCACCCCAACAACCUAAACAGGUAACUGAAGGCAAACUUCACUCUUUGCUAGGUAAUUAAUUACUUGAAGAUAGGAAACACUAAGCGUUAAAUCAAGACAAAUGACUGGGAAAAACGCAUUUCAUAGAAAUGGAUUUUUGCUGUGGAGAUGUCCUCUGUAGAGAAACUGUAGACAGUUUUUAGGUAAUUUUUCCCUCAUUCCUAGACAUCCUUUCCUAGAGAAAAACUUCAAAAUAUAUGGAAUGUUUUAUCGUACUGCCAGUGCAUAGACUUAAACUUAAUAGUUGGAUAGCAAUGUAAAAAGAUUAACAUUCAGAGGACUUGUUUCUUUCCAGUGGGAAGUGUUUUUGAAAGGCCUCUUGGAAAGGCUGAUCAUUGUGUACAGUCAAUGCCACAACCAUCUAGAAACAGUGCUGCAUGUUCUAAUGUCCCCUUUGUGGAUAGAUGCAACUGAGAAGUGUGGUUUAGACAUCUUACUCCUUUUCCAGGCCCUUAAAUAUAUGAGAGCUCAUAUGAGCAUUUAAAUAAAGACUUCCUUGAAAGCUAGAUUGUGGUUUGGUAAUUCCAUAGCGUGUUGUGCCUGCUACUGCCUAAGUGACAAAUACUGAGGGUUUCUGAGUUUUUGGCUAGUGCCUCUAGAGGUAAAAAAAGUUCAUCCCAUCAACUUUCUACAAAUAAUGAUCCUUAAUGAAGCCUCAGUACAACUUGGAGCAGCUUGGUCAUUCCAGCUUUACUAGAAGAAGCACUGAUAAUUCUUUAAUUAGGCAGUGUUCAACCCACUGCCCCUCUCUCCCAGCUUUUUUUUUGGUGGAAGAAUAGGUUGAAGUCAUUUGGAGGCAGAGGGACUUGGAGGAUGUCCAUAGAACUUUAUGUAUAAGGUGUUGGUUGUGAUCCAUACACAUUAUCAAAUUCCUGGUGCAAGGUAAAACCUGGUGAUUUUGUAAUUGUAGUAUAGAUAUAUCUUGUCUGAGUAAUGGAGUUUGAAGAGUUGCUUGGACAGAAGUGGAUAGCUGGCAGAUUGUAGCAUAUAAGAAGAAUUAUUUCUUCAUAGCCCUUUGUCUUUCUGGCAGCUUGCACUGCUAGUUUAAUUUAUGUAAGUGAAUGCAGAGAAAGAAAAGUUGUAAAACUGCUUGCUUACAGAGAGCAUAAUUCAAAUGGUGUCAUGAGAUCUGCUUUUCUCUAUUUGAUCUAGUGCAUCCAUCUGAGAGGAAAACCACUCAAAAAAAGCCAUUUUUCACCAUCUUAAGUUUCAGAUGCAAAUACCCACUGACUGCUGAAAACUAACAUUUUGUUAGCUGUCUUUGUAAUUCAGAUGUCACAGGCAAGCAGUGGAUGUUCCCAGUAACAUGGUAGCAUCUAAGGGUCCCUUCUUGACCACCAAGAAUCUAUAGCAGAAGGCUGUUUAGUGCUCCCUGUAUAAGCAUGAUAGGCAUGACUUUCACUAGGAACUACCCCAACACUUUCUUUCGGUGUUCAGUAGUUAAAAGGAUCCACUCCAGAGUAUGGCCUCUGCAAGUGGCUGUGACAUGUAGCAUUAAUAAUUGGACCUGACAUUCAUUUUGUUCUUCUCAUUUGACACUACAGUAGCAGUUAGUUAAUUUAACACUAAGUAGCAGUUUUUUAUGUGGUACUGUAGGAGCAACUGAGAAAAUAAAACUGCCUUUAAAUUACCUCAGAAUAGAAGGAAGUCAAGCAGACAGCCUGGUCAUUAGGAGCCUAACAAUCACAUUAUUGAAUCAGUGAAGACUUGAAAUAAUCACAACUUGUGUAAAUUAAUUAUCUCCAGAGCCUGUAGGGAAGAAGUGAAGCUUCACACUCCGCCUGAAGAGGCAAGGCUGAGCCAGGGGUCUGCUGGGAGGAGCUCAGUCCUCACUAGAGAAUAUUCCAGUUCCUCUGAUGAGCUUAGCUAUGUGGCAGCUUCCGCUUUGCCUGCACUUCCUAUUUCAGUUGUUUUUAGAAGACUCAUAGAAUAAGGUAUAAAAUAAAAUACCAUAAAAUAAGGCCUUUGUGUUAACCAUAGUUCACAGGAUGGAACCUGGCCCAAAUUCAUAGCAAUCAGAAGCAACUGCAUGGGUAAAUCCAAGAACAAAAGUAAGAUAUGCAGAACCCCCACUGCUCACGGUGCAAAAGGUAGGGCAACCAAAACAGUAUACACAGUCUGGGAGGCCUCCAUUAGGCCUGCAGCAACAUCCUUAGGUGCUCCUUGAAGGAGUCCCUGCCAGCAAGUCUGGGUCUUUUGGAAAGGUUCCAGCCCUCUUCUGAGGGCAGCAUGCAAUGCCUCAUCCAUCUGUUGAAACAAAGGAUCAAGGACUGAUAAUCAGGCAGAAAGAUAUCCUGUGUUAUUUAAGAUUAUCAGAAAUUAAUAUUAAAAGUGGAGCAAUACAUUGAAGACAAGAGCAUAAAGUCAGUUUAAGUCAAAGGUGAAGCUGCCAUAUUAAUUCUUCUUGCAUAGGACUCCUAUUCAGUGCAAGCUGUUAACUUAUGAGCUGUACUAAAUACCAUUCUCAAGUGUGACUAUAAAUGAAAAUCCAGAAGACCAGCUAGGCACAGCUCAGCUCUGAAAAUGAUGGGGAUUAAAAGGGCCAUUACCAGGCAGUAGUACAGAAUAUGCAUUACCAAUGAUUUAAUUUUGGUUCUUUGUAUUUAUUACAAAUAGGAAGGAAAUCAAAUCAAUGCGUUUUCAUCUUGGCAAAUUUAUAGCUUGACUUGUUAGGAGCUUACGGUUUGCUUUUAGAAGCAGUACACAGAGAAGUGUACUGACAGAGAGCCCAGUUUAUUUGAGAGAGGAAACAAAACUCGGAGAAAUCGUCCGCCUGGGACAGAAGAAAAUGCCUUGUUCAGCAAUUUAUCUUAAACAUACAAGCUGACACAGCUACAAAGAGGAAUUGUCACAGGAUCCCUUGGCACUCCAGAGUCUCUGUACGCCAGUCCAUCGUGUUUGAUUGUUUAAGCCUCAUGGACCUUGGAAGUACGACUAGUUGAUACAGUCCUGCACUUGGUAAGGAGUGGAAGCUGCCUUCAGAUUAGGUAUGUAUGAAAGACUACUACACAUCUCAUGUGCUACGUAAGUGGAAAGCGUGUUGCACUCAUUCUCCUGUUUGCUUCCUGUUUCCUGCAAAUUUCUUCUAUGCUUCUUUCCCGCUUGUACCAAGUCAUGAGGCUAUUGCAAAUAUAAACCAGAGCUUGUAAAGCUCAUGGGGAGCGGUGGGUGCAUGUGCAUAGCUGUAUUCAUACACAGAUGCACACGCGUACAAGCAGAUUUCACUUAAACAUGCCCAAUGCCAUCAUUUAACCAAAUUUUAGCAAAGACCUGAGGUGAGUUGUUCUGGUGUUCUGCCUCUGUUUUUUUCUGGUUGGCAGUGUAGGUGAUUGUCCUGGUUUUGGCUAAGGACAGGGUUAAUCUUUGGCAAUAGCAGAGAGCGGGAGUAGCCAGGCCUUAAUGUUUUACGUGUCACCUCAGAUCACUGUCAGCAGCAGGCAAAGGGGACUCUCUUCCAAGAAGAGUGAGAUUUCUGGUUGGGAGAAAGCAUGGUGGGGAAGAGCUGUUUGAGAUUUCAUGGGCUUUCCAUGUAUAUAAUUUCUCUGUCUUACUCAUUUUGUUAUCAAUAUUGUUGUUACUGUUCAUUUUCUUAUCUCAUUGCUGUUUCCAGUAAAUUGUUCUUACCUCAACCCAAUUUUAACUUUUUGUGCCUCUGAUUCUCCUUUCCAUCCUGCUGUAGUGGGAAGCGGGAGGGGAAGGGGGAAUGAGGGGAGUGAAUGGCAAUGUGGUUUGGGAGAGUCUCGGUGGGGGCAUUGAAUUGUGGAGUACCAUUCCUAAAUGACAGCUGUGCACCAUAAGGAUAUUUACUUUCUUGUUUUAAUAUUUUGCAUUAAACAUGCUGUUGAAAAGCAGAGAGAAAAUAGAAAUUCCAUAUAUAUGGAGUUUAAUCCAAUCACUUGUGUAUACAUCCAAUCUGCUAGACUUACUGCACUAGUAAGAUGCAUGUUUGAAAGAAACAGAGCAAGCACAAAAUAUUGUGUCAUUAACCGGAUUUCAAAUAACCAUGGAAAAAUCCUUGGAGGUCAUUUUGUACAGCCUACUGUCAGAGCAAAGCUCCUUUCAAAGUUAAAUCAGGUUGCUUGGCUGGGCAAGUUUUGAGUUUGCAGCUUAGAUCAGACUUUAUUACUCAGUUUUGAUUAACAUAUCUUUAUGAUGCUAGUUUCUUUUAGCAAUAAGUUGACAAGGCUUUCUGGUACAAGGACACAAAAUAAGGCACUGUUCUUUGAAAAAUGAAACGGACUCAAAUGCAGAUGUCAGCCAUCAUAGUGAAUAAGAAUGAGUUCUUUGGCACAACUGGCCUAAUGCUUUCAAUAAAAAGAAAUGUGUUUCAGAAUCUGACUGUUAGCUUUAUAUAAAGACUGAUUUUUUUUUGUUGUUGACAUACAGGCUCAGUCAGCAGCUCCAAGACUCAUACUUUGCAUAUAUUCAGGUUACAUGGGAAAUAUGGGAAAUUCAACAAUAAUCUGAAUUUAUUUUAUGUUGUUUGGAAGUCUCAUACACAUGCAUACUGUAAUGGUCAUGCAUUCAUAACAUAAAUACAUUUUCAAAAGCAUCUAUCUAAUAGUGUGAGAAAAGGCCUUGAGGGUGUAAUGCUGCCAACCUUCAAUUUUUUCCAUUCAGUUUUAUAGGACUAUGCUACUAAGAAUAUUUUUUAAGUCAAAAUUUUUCUGAAACUUAACAGAAAUUAUAAUACCUUGCUGUGAUUGUGAUAUUUACAUUGUGAUAGGGUUAAACCAUCUAUGUCCCAAAAAGGUGGAGAAUUUAUCAAAAUAUUAAGUAAGUUAAAGGAGAGGAAAAGGAAAGUGUCUUGGGCUGAUUAGCUUAUUCAUCCCAAAGAAAAAAAGUGAAAAUCAGUUCAACACAGGUAUCCCUAUACCAUUUUGUCUUUAGGCAAAGAAGCUGGAUGUACUGUAUCAACCUGUCCAUCCUUUGCUGCAUUAAAGGAGGACAGUGAAUAAAAUGGGCUAUUAAAAAAUUGACUGGUGACAUAAAAAAAAUUGAUUAAAAAAAUCAGUAAUUUGUUAGCUCUUUGAUAAAGCUGUAGUACUGAACAUGUAAAUAAAUGGUUCCCUGUCUUUGCCUGUUUUGGUUCCAAUCCUGCACUGCUUUCUCCCUGGAAGUAGGCAUUUUUUUCCACUGUAGUUGGUCUUUUUUAAAAGAGUCAUGAAGAAAUGUUUCAUUUUUGUGUUAAUACUGCCACAUGAAGCUUUCAUUUUUAGUUUCUACAGUGCUGAUCUUCCUUCUCAACAGACUCCUGAAGUAAUUAGCAAACAUGAGCAGUCCUGGAUAAUCAGUGACAUAGGAAGCAAGACAUCAGAGUCAGUAAUGUGAGAAGAGACAUCUUUUUGCUGGAAGCUAUGUCACCCCUAUAUAGUUGAUGAUAUCAAAGCAAUUAAAGGUUUUUUUACUUCUCUGCAAACAGUGUUAAGCAUUCAAGUUCAUGUGCUGAAGAAAUAAAUUUCACUGGUAAGUUGACAGACCACUCACAACUUGGCUUCUAUCCCCUUUCCCUUCUGCAGUAAUACAAAAGGAGCAGAGAUAUGCCUGCAGGAGAACUGAACAGAUUUGGAGCAUGGUGUGGCAGGAGAUCACACUCACCCAGAGCACUGCUGCAGCCUGGCAGACCCUGUGCUGAGUGGUCCUGUUUGUGCUGGGGGAUUGGGACAGCCCUGAAUAAGCAAAGGAGCACUAAGAUUGUACAGCUGCUCGGUUCCUUCCCUUGCAGCUGGGACCUGUGCCAGACACAGACAAGCUCUGAGGAAGUGUGCUGUCUCUCCCCCUCCUCCCUGCAGCAGCUGUGCACUCCAGCACCCAAAUAAGUCUUCAUCACUCUAUGGUGGUUCUUUAAAAACAGUUGAACAAAACUUGGAGACCCAUUUAUGCAGUCAAGUUAUUAACACAAGAUUCAGGGCUUGAAUCUGCAUUGUUGUCUGCUUUGUGCAGUAAUUUAAUGGGCAUGCGAAAGGGCAGCUGAACAGCACUAAAACCUUGACCAGCUUUUUUUCUAUCUUUUGUGUACAGACAAUUGAUUAUACAAGAGGCAAAACAGAAUAGCUCAUCUGAUGUAAAACAAGCUGCAAAUUUUGUCGUAUUGUCAUUCGCAUCCUUACUACAAUUUAUUAAAAUUCACUUCAUGAAACUAAAGAUGGAGAGCCCCAUACUGAGAUACAUGCAUGACUGUACCUAGGCACAACAAUUGGCAUCAGGUGUAGCACUUAAGGCAGAACAAUUUUUUCUUCCUGAAUUUUUAUGGAAGUUUGCCCUGUUUUUAACAAAAUGAGAACAAAAUUAUUAGUUUUAGAUACAGGGGGAAAAGGAAUGGCACUGAUUACAAAAAGGAGUACCAUGUAAUAGGAGGUUUUUUAAUUGGUUACUGCUUCAGAGUUAGAUACAAUUUCCUUUUUAACAGUAUAAGAACAUAAUUUUCUGUGUCUGAGACCCUACGUGUGAGAUUUGAUCAUGUGGAGUCCAGAGCACUGUGCUUCCACAAUCAUUCACAAGAAGAUGGAACCCUGGGACUAGAACCUGUUUUCCUCAAAGUAGCAGCUUCACAGCCAAAGCAAUAGCCUGAAAGUAAAAAUUAACUAAGUUCAGCAUGAAAUAUUUUACAGAAGAAAAAUCUCCAGGAACAGAAUAGCCUAAAUGGUAGUGGUUAUGAAGAUUUUACUGAGAUUAAUUGGUUAAAUUAACAGCAAAGCUUUUCUGCCUCAGGUGUCUUGUUGACUGCUCUGUGCAGGAAGCAGCAGUCUUUGCAUGAGGAGAAAAUGUCUGUGAUGCUGUGAAGGUCUGGAGUGUAUAUUUAUUGCAUAACAAUUUAAUCUGCUUGAGUCGAUAGGGUUUGCCACAAUUAUACCAGCUUAAGAAACCAGUGAAGCUUUAAGGACACACCCUGAGUUUAGAAUAGCCCUUCUCUUCAAGGAUAAUUUUGAUCCACCCUUAAGAAACGAAGGCGAGUUUUCUUUGGUUUUUUGGUUUGAGUUAUCUAUUUUUACCACAUGGUGUCAAAUGCCAGAAGGAAUUCUCUUACUUGAAAUUAUGCAAAGAAAACAUAUAUGACAUAUUUCAAUAGUGACAUUCUAAAAUUCAAACUGCCCUGAGUGAUAAAGGACAACUUCAUAGGUUUAAAUAUUCAAAUGGAUAGAAUUAUCUGUGUUACUUUAAAAAAGAAAAAGGAAACUAAAAAAAAUAAUUUGAAACAAAAUUUUAUCUUCUGAUGUAUUCAGAUGCACAUGUGGGUCCAGCACUAUUAUGAGACAUAAACUGUUUUGGGCAAUACAUCUAUUUAACAAGCGGAAAGAGACGUUAUCAUGGUUCUUCCAAACUAUCAUGUCAGGGCUUCCAAAAAAACCCCUGUAUUUGAAUAUGAAGACCCAUGAAACAGAGCAAAUGAUUGUUGUAAGAAAAGAAUAUGAUUUAAUUUUUGGUAUGUAACAGAGUAACAUGUUUUAAUGGAAAAAAAUUAACAAAUAUAACAAUGUCAGCCAGCAGCUGACAGGAGCAAGGAAGCUUGCACAGAGAAGUAAGUAUCUGUUUUAUAUCUUUAUUUAUAUCUAUUUUAAAUAUCUGUAUAUUUAUUUAUAUCUAUAUCUUUAUUUUUUUGUGCUGUAGAUCCACCAGAGGCUAAAACUAUGACAUCAUGGAUACUUUCCUCAUGACACAUUGUUUGUCCACCAUGGAGGGCAACAUGAUAAAUUUUCAUAAGGCAGUCUGUCAUCCAGCUGGCAGACAGUGAAAUACAAUACUGUCAGAGGGCAAGCCAAGAAAGAAAAGAAGACAGAGACACAAUGUUUUUCUGUCCUAUGACCACCAUUUUAGUUAUGCUAAUCCAACAAAUUAAAUGCAAGAAAAUCUACUUAAAAGGCAAUGUUACGCUCCAGCUGCCAAAAAAAUCAAGAAAUUGCAGUGUGAUGCUGCUUCCAAAAUGUGCCCUCUCCACGUGCACAUGCACACGUACACACACACACACUAAGUGUGGUUAUGUCAUGCUCAAAAGUAAUGCUGGAAUGUUCCAUUUAAAGGGAGCCAAGCCGACAAAUGAGUAAAUUAGUGCUGUUAGAACAGCUGGAAAUAGUUUUUUCUGUCUGUCCCUUUUCAAUUUGUUCUCAUAUAUUGCAUUAAUAUUCUAUUUUCCACCAUAAGAAAGAAGGGAAAGAAAAGCAGCAGAUAAUAAAUUCCUAGUUUAGCAUUUCCAUUGUCUUUCAUGUUAAUGGGUUUUCCCAGGCUCAGGGAUGUACCUUAUGCUGUGGGGCAACCUAUAAUACUUCCUCUGAACUGUUAUGCUUGAGUGUUAAUCUGUAUGCUUAAUUCUGCAUCAGAGGAUGUUAGACCAUUUUCCACUCUUUUUCACCAAAGACCAUGUGUACAAACAUAUUUUCUUUCCUGUGAUUUAAAGGGAUUCACCAAGUGCUACUUGUAAUAAAGAGACCAUCCUAUUUUGGUUUCUACUAUUUUGAUUUUAGGUUAUGUUUUAAAUAUAGUAAGUUAUUGGUUUUUUGAAUUAAAAUAUUCAAUAUUCAUUGUU